Molecule: messenger RNA, 12961 nt
Organism: Gambusia affinis (western mosquitofish)
Lineage: Eukaryota; Metazoa; Chordata; Actinopteri; Cyprinodontiformes; Poeciliidae
Gene: sorl1
Product: sortilin-related receptor, L(DLR class) A repeats containing
Exons: 49
Coding region: 1049-6760 (1903 amino acids)
Biological process (GO): protein retention in Golgi apparatus; post-Golgi vesicle-mediated transport; protein targeting to lysosome
Cellular component (GO): Golgi apparatus; membrane
Molecular function (GO): protein binding
Source: RefSeq, a predicted model, not a curated record
GUGUUACAGCCUCUGACUGAAGACACUGUUUUUCUAUGAUAGUCUCAUGAAGAGGAUGCUCAUGGUGACAACUUGAAAGUAAGGCAUAAAUUCGCCUAGCUGCAGAUGUCAAACCUCAAAAGCAGAAUCCCAGGAGGAUCAGGGUAAAAGACUGGAGAAUUCAGUGUAACAUCUUCAAAGCUUUAGAAGAGGUGAAGGAGACGGCCUUGGAAAACCACAGGAUGCUGCGAGUCAUUCUGAUCCGACUUACAGCCACUGAUGCUCCUGAAGAGAUGGAUUCACUGGAUGAGCUCAACCUUCCAUCCUGCACCGUUGAAAAAUUAGAAGUCCUGGCCCAAAAACUAGAUUUAGGAGCUGUUCAGAUAUAAAUAUGUUAUUUUCUCAGCUGGAUCUCUGAGGGACCUGAUUGGCUGUCUGCAACAUCCAUCCAUCCAUCUUCUUCCGCUUAUCCGGGGUCGGGUCGCGGGGGUAGCAGCUUCAUCCUGACCAGAUGCCCGAGCCACCUCAACUGGCUCCUCUUGACAUGGAGGAGCAGCGGCUCUACUCUGAGUCCCUCCCAGAUGACUGAGCUUCUCACCCUAUCUCUAAGGGAGAGCCCAGACACCCUACAGAGAAAACCCAUUUCGGCCGCUUGUAUCCACGGGUUUGUGGUGUCUGCAACAUUUUAUCUAAAAUCCCCUCAAACCGGUAAGAAGAGCAGUAGAGCGAACGGGAUGGAGAGAGAAGUCUUUCUGCUCUCCAGCACUUGGUGACUGAAUUUAAGGCUGUACCAAAGAACCAAGGUCAGAAUCAGAACACUUUUAAGGCUCAACGUUGUCUGCUGUGGAAGUCAGACGACUUUGGGGAGACGUGGGUGUUGAUCCAGGAACAUGUGAAGACCUACUUUUGGGGUGUGGAGCCCUACGACCCCUCCACCACGGUGCUGGUCCAGAGACACGAGCCGCAAGGCGUCUCCACUGUACUAAGUAGCACCGAUUUCUUCCAGAGUGAACAGAACCGGAAAGUGAUCCUGGAGCAGGUGGACAGCUUCCAGCUGAGAGACAAGUACAUGUUCGCUACAACCACACGGAGAUUGCUGGGCAGCCACAACCCAUCAUCUGUUCAGCUCUGGGUCUCCUACAACCGCCAGCCGAUGAAAGCUGCCCAGUUCAUGACCCGGCAUCCAAUCACAGAGUACUACAUUGCGGAUGCAUCAGAGGACCAGGUGUUUGUUUGUGUGAACCACACAAACAAUGCCACACACCUGUACAUCUCAGACACACAGGGCCUGUCCUUCUCUCUGUCACUUGAGAAUGUGCUCUACUACAGUCCUGGGGGCUCAGGCAGCAACACACUCAUCCGGUACUUUGCCAACGAGCCGUUUGCAGACGUGCAUCGGGUGGAGGGACUCCGGGGCGUUUUCAUCACCACGCUCAUCAACGGCUCGGUCAGCGAGGACAACAUGCGCUCGGUCAUCACAUUUGACAAGGGGGGGACGUGGGAGCUGCUGCAGGCACCUACUGCUGACAGCCUGGGCGGAACGGUGGACUGCCAGCUCAGUAAAGGUUGCUCUCUCCACUUGGCCCAGAGGUGGAGCCAGCUGUUUAACAUCCAGUUGAGGAGGAUGUCCAUUCUAUCCAAAGAGUCGGCUCCAGGACUCAUCAUGGCCACAGGAUCUGUUGGCAGGAAUCUGGCCAACAAGCCCAAUGUGUACAUAUCAAGCAGUGCUGGAGCCCGGUGGAAAGAGGCUCUGGCAGGCCCUCACUUUUACACUUGGGGUGACCAUGGUGGUAUCCUGAUGGCCAUCAUACAGGGAGGCUCCACCAAACAUCUGAAGUUCAGCACCAAUGAAGGCGAGACAUGGACUGAAUUUAAGUUCUCAGACAAGGAGGUGUACGUGUACCAGCUGCUGACAGAGCCAGGGGAGAAAAGCACCAUCUUCACCAUCUUUGGCUCGUAUGCUGAGCAGAGACACAGCUGGCUCAUCCUGCAGGUCAACACUUCCGAUGUUCUGGGUGUUCCGUGUUCUGAGGCCGAUUACAAGCGCUGGUCUCCAUCAGACGAGCAUGGUAACGAGUGUCUGCUGGGCAGGGAGGUGACCUUCAAGAGAAGAGCUCCUCACGCCACAUGCUUCAAUGGGGAAGACUUUGACAGGCCUGUCACCAUCUCCAACUGUUCCUGCACCCGCCAGGAUUAUGAAUGUGACUAUGGCUUUAAGCUGAGUGAGGACUUGUCUCUUCAAGUAUGUGUACCUGACCCGGAGUUCCUGGGAGACCUCUAUGCUCCUCCAGUUCCUUGUCCCAUUGGUACCAGCUACCGCCGCAGCAAAGGCUACAGGAAAGUACCGGGGGACAGCUGCAGUGGGGGAGACGUUGAGGCCAGGCUGGACGGAGAGAUGCUGCCCUGUCCUGUUGGAGAGAGUAAUGAGUUUAUCCUGUAUGCUGUGAGGAACUCCAUCCACCGCUACGACCUGGCCACCGGCGCCGACCAGCCUCUGCCACUGGUUGGCCUUAGGGAAGCCGUGGCACUGGACUUUGACUAUGACAGGAACUGCCUGUACUGGGCGGACAUCUCGCUGGACACCAUCCAGCGUCUGUGUUUGAACGGCAGCACAGGUCAGGAGGUCAUUGUGAGGAAAGAUCUGCAGAAUGUGGAGGCUCUGACCUUUGACCCCAUCAGCAGGCUGCUGUACUGGGUCGAUGCAGGAGCCCAGAAGAUUGAGGUUUCUAAUCCUGACGGAGACCUGCGUCACACUUUGCUUAACUCCUCCGUCCUCGAACACCCCCGAGCUCUGGUCCUGCUGCCUGCAGAAAGUAUGAUGUUCUGGACUGACUGGGGAGACCGGGCAGCCGGCAUCUACCGGGGCUACAUGGAUGGAAGCAAUGUGUCCUGCAUCGUGGCAGAAGGAGUCCGCUGGCCCAACGGGAUCACCGCAGACGACCGGUGGCUGUACUGGACCGAGGCGUUCAGCGACCGCAUCGAAAGGGCAGACUUCACCGGGGGACAGAGAAGCAUUCUGAUGGAGGGACUGCCCCAUCCGUACGCCAUUGCUGUCUUCAAGAAUGAUCUGUACUGGGACGACUGGUCAAGAAUGGGAAUCUUCAAAGCUCCAAAAGCUGGAUCUCAGAACAAUGAGCUGAUUGUUGGCAGAUUAACUGGAGUCAUGGACCUCAAGAUUUUCUAUAAGGGGAAAAACAGGGGGCAUAAUGCCUGUACCUACCAGCCAUGCAGUUUGCUGUGUCUCCCACAACCUAGCCACAAACACACCUGUGUUUGUCCGGAGGGUGCACCGACCCUGACCAUACCCAAUGGAGAGCUGCAGUGCCAGUGUCCCCCUGGUUACCAGCUCCAAAACAACACCUGCACCAAAACCGAGCACAGCUGCUUGCCCAAUCAGUACCGCUGUACCAACGGACGCUGCAUCAGCAGUAUCUGGAAAUGCGACAGCGACAAUGACUGCGGAGACAUGAGCGAUGAGCAGGAGUGUCCCACUACAACUUGUGAUCCAUCCAACCAGUUUCGCUGCAUAGCCUCAGGCUCGUGCAUCCCACUGGCCUUUAAAUGUGACCAUGAAGACGAUUGUGGUGACAACAGUGAUGAGGAGCACUGUGAGUCUCACCAGUGCGGCCCCGGAGAGUUCACAUGUGCACAAGGCGUUUGCAUCCGUGAGGUGUGGCGCUGCGACGGGGACAACGACUGCAGAGACUGGUCAGAUGAAGCCAACUGCACAGUGGGUCACCAUACGUGUGAACCGAGCAGCUUCCAGUGUCACACAGGUCACUGUAUACCACUGCGUUGGAAGUGUGACGGAGAUGAUGACUGUCAGGACAACUCGGAUGAAGAUCCUCAGUAUUGUGAGGGAACCCAGUGUAAAGGUUUCCUGUGCUCCAAUGACACCUGCCUUCCAGCCAAAGCUCACUGCAACGGGAACCACGACUGUCCUGACGGUGCUGAUGAGCUCAACUGUGAUCCCCUUUGUACUCGGUACAUGGAGUUUGUUUGCAAGAACCGUGCUCAGUGCCUGUUUCAGUCUCUGGUGUGUGACGGUAUUAAACACUGUGAGGACGGCUCUGAUGAGGAGGCUGCAUAUGCUGGAUGUGCUACACCAUCUGAGUUUGGCAAAGUGUGUGAUGCCUACACAUUCCAGUGUGCCAACGGAGUGUGUGUGAGCCUGGAGUGGAAAUGUGAUGGUAUGGACGACUGUGGGGAUUAUUCUGAUGAAGCCAACUGUGCUCACACUCCUGAGGUGCCAGGCUGCUCCAGAUUCUUCCAGUUUGAAUGCGGAAAUGGGCGCUGCAUCCCUACCUGGUGGAAAUGUGAUGGAGAGAAUGACUGUGGUGAUUGGUCAGAUGAGGCACAAUGUACAGGGGGCGUUACUCCCCAUGCUGUUACAUUUGGUCCCGUCACAUGUGUGCCCAACCGCUUUCAGUGUGGCUCUGGAGCCUGCAUCAUCAACACCUGGGUCUGCGAUGGCUACGCUGACUGUCCUGAUGGCAGUGAUGAGCUUGGAUGUCCCACAGCAGUUAAUAGCUCCAUGGCCCCGGCCCCUCCUUUAUCUCCUGGACGCUGCACUCAGCAUCAGUUCCAGUGUCACCGUCCCCCCCACUGCAUCCAGGAGUGGCUGCGCUGUGACGGACACCCACACUGUGAGGACAGCUCAGAUGAAGCCAACUGCCCCACACGGCAGUCUCUGCUCUGCACCAACGGGACUCGCUGUUCUGACGGUGAGCUUUGCGUGUUGGAUAGCGAGCGCUGUGACGGCUACCUGGACUGUUCAGACCACAGCGACGAAGAAAACUGCACCAUGGACACACUUGCCUACAAAGUCCAGAACCUCCAGUGGACCCCAGACUUCUCUGGAGCCAUCACUCUGAUCUGGUCCCGUCCCAAGAACCUCCCCUCGAACUCCUGCUACUUCCUUGUACACUACAGGCUGGUGGGAACGCAGGAGUGGACCAAUAUGGACACCCACAGCAACAAAACCAGCUACAGACUGACUGUACUGAAACCAGACACCACCUACCAGGUGAAGGUUCUCACUCAGUGCCUAAACAAGCUGCACAAGACCAAUGAGGUCAUCACCAUCAGGACACCAGAGGGAUUUCCUGACCCCCCCAGGAACCUGCAGCUGACUUGUGACAGUAAUGAGGAUGGUACAGUAAAGGUUUCCUGGAGCCCUCCUGACAACAGGCACGGUCUUAUCAGAGAGUACAUUGUUGAUUACAGUGAGGACAAGGUUCCUGACUGGACAUCACAAAGAUCCACCAAGAACAUUACUGAGGUGAAAGCGUUGCAGCCUGACAUGCUGUACAGAUUCAGGGUGGCUGCAGUGACCAGUCGAGGUGUUGGAAACUGGACUGAGAUUAAGUCCAUCACUCCCCAGAAAGCUCUGCCUCCUCCUGUAGUGAAAGCUACCAAUAUCUCCUCUGACUCCAUGUCAUUCAGCCUCAGCUUCCAGUCUGAAACCAAAUAUUACAUUGUAAUCCUGCACUGGCAGUUCGACUCUCAUGUGAAAGAGAGCCACAUGUACAACAUCACCCACGGAGAGUUUAAAGCCACAAACCUGACAGCGGGGACGGUGUAUGAAGUGGCUGUGUGGGCUCACACCAGUAUAGGAGACAGCCCCACCGCUUUGUCACACUACCAGACCCGUGGCACCCAGCCAGAGCGCCCUCUCCUCAAAGCCAAGGCUCUUAACCAGACGGCGGUGGAGUGCAGCAUCAGCAUUGACUCCGCUCCACUGGUUUAUGGUGUGUUUUAUGCCACCUCUUUCCUGGAUCUGUACCGCAGUCCUCAUCAGGUCCAAAGCACAUCCCUCACCCUCUCUGUGACUGUGGACAGCGGUGAGCAGUAUCUCUUCCUGGCUCGGGUUGUCUCUCCCUUCCUGGGUCCUCCCUCUGACUAUGCUGUGGUGAAAAUGAUCCCUGACGAGAGGCUGCCUCCGCGGAACUUCCAUCAUGUGCUUGUGGACAAGACACAGGCCACGCUGAAAUGGCAGCCACCCUACGACACGCCAGAUGCCCCUCUGACAUAUGUGAUUCACGUAAAAGAUAUAAUCCGGAAAGGGGAGAGGGACUACAAGCUGACCACCCAGAACAACACGGUGGAGUACCUGCUGAGAGGCCUGGAGUCAGGAGGAAGGUACAGCGUCUCCGUCCGCCUUCGCAACAUGACCAAGGAGGCCAGCUUCACCCUCAACACAGUUCCUUUGCCUGCUCCAGAAGCCUUGAAAAUUCUGACAGAAAAUGACCACGUGUUCCUCUUCUGGAAGAGCCUUGCAGUCCGAGAGAAGGGCUUCAAUGAGAGCAGGGGAUAUGAGGUCCAUGUGUUUGACAGUGUGACCAACCGGACAGUUUAUCUAGGAAACACCACAGAGACUUACUUCCGCAUCAGCAGUCUGCUGGUGGGACACAACUACACAUUCUCGGUGCAGGCCAGAUGCCUGCUGGGUGGCCAGCUGUGUGGGGAACCUGCACUCUUGCUCUACAACCAACAGACAGGGAGCAGCGAUACAUCCCGCAGCGAGAACCAUUCCACAGAUAUGGCAUCAGUGGUGGUUCCCGUCCUCUUUCUGCUGGUGGUGGUGGUGGGCAGCGGCCUAGUGGCGCUCUACAUACGACACCGCCGGCUGCAGAACAACUUCACUGCCUUUGCCAACUCCCACUACAACUCCCGCCUGGGUUCUGCUAUCUUUUCCUCCGGGGAUGAAUUAGGUGAUGAUGAUGAAGAUGCUCCGAUGAUCAGUGGUUUCUCCGAUGAUGUUCCCAUGGUUAUUGCAUAGCAGAACAUCUCUUUUACUACCCCCCUUCCCCCUUCCUGCUCCUUUUGUACCCUUUUCCCCUCCCUGAGCCCCCGGCACUCCCCAUCAGUGGUGCCUGUACAUCGGAGUGUCAGGAUAACAUGUGGAAACUUACCGCCAUCUCAAAUCCAUCAGCUGGAAUCCAUCCACUUGGCAGGAAGCGUAAAGAAAAAUGAGAAUAUCUUAAAAGAUUAAUAUUUUUCAAGGGUACAAUGCACUUUUUUGGAGGCGCAAUAACUUAUUUUUUAUAAUGUUAAAUAUAUGUGUAUGAUGUGGGGCCAGAAAAUGAACUUGAAGGGAAAAAGUAGAAACAGAAGAAAACUGUGAAUGAUUGGAGUUUGUCUGGCGAAUGAAAGACCCAAUCUGGAAUUUAAACUCUGCACGUUCGAGUGGUUUAUUGUUUAAAGCCAAAAUAAGUAAACUGAAAAUAUAUAUAGAGAGAGAGAAAGAGAGAGAGAGACGAAAAAAAACUAGCUUCAGGUCAGUAAAAGGUAAAUGCUUUAGUAGUGCAAUGUGUACUCUUGAAGUAUAUGUUGUACUAUAUAAGCAUGUCCAUAUUUGGUGCCCCAUGUGAGGCAGCUGGAAGAAUUCACUGUGGAUCAUGUUCUGUAUUUGCAGAAGAAUCCGCCAGUACAACCAAACACGUCUGUCACUGUGUACAUAGAGAAACACUUUUCCUUUUAACCACCAGCACACUGUUUUUUGUAGAGUCAAACACAGGCAGGGAUUGGAGAAUAAGCCUGACAUUUGGCCUCCAAGCUUUGCCAAGAUCAUCUUAACUAUUUGUAAAUAUUGGCUUUUUAAGAUCGUCUCCAUGUAAUGCUGUAUGUUAUGUUAUGUAAAAUGUGUUGGUUUUUUUAUCCUUCAGGAUGACAAAUUAUUGUCCCGAGCAUUUUUGCCUUAGCUGUGAUCAUAGAGCAAGUGAGUUCAGGGUUCUCAGGGAAAUGUGUCAGAGUGGACACCAGCGCAGCUUCAUAGUCACUACCACAGCUUUUUCUCAAAUGGACUGAUGAUCAGUUUUUUAGAGAGCUAUGGGUGGCUCAAGCAGCUUUCUGUCACUGAUUAGGUAACAUAGUCAAGACCUUAAUGGUCGUUUGAAUCGUGUUCUGUGGAGAGGUUAUGAGCAGGUAACAUCUCCUGCAGUAGCUCCUUAAAAUGGAUCGUUUGGAACUUUUAAUAUGAGCAGUUUACAGUUGCAGUAUAUAUAGUCAUAUGAAAAUGUUUGGGCACCCCUAUUAAUCUUAAUUAUAUCUAUCUCUAAAUAUUUGGAUGUAUGCCACAGCUGUUUCAGUUUUAUACAACCAAUUACUUAUAGACACAGUAAUAUUUCAGUAUUGAAAUGAGGUUUAUUGGACUUAAAGACGUGCAGUACGCAUUAAAACAAAAUUUGGCAGGUGCAAAAAUAUGGGCACCUCAGCAAAAAAAAGAGACAUUAAUAUUUAGUAGAUCCUCCUUUUGCAAAAAUAACAGCCUUAGUCACUUCUUGGAGCUUUUAAUGAGAUCCUGGAUCCUGGAUGAAGGUAUUUUUGAUCAUUCCUCUUUGCAAAACAAUUCCAGUUCAGUUAAGUUUGAUGGUCGCCCAGCAUGGACAGCCCGCUUCAAAUCAUCCCACAGAUGUUCAAUAAUAUUCAGGUCUGGGGACUGGGAUGGCCAUUCCAGAACAUUGUAAUUGUUCCUCUACAUGAAUACUUGAAUAGAUUUGGAGCGGUGUUUUGGAUCAUUGUCUUGCUGAAAUAUCCAUCCCCACGGUAACUUCAACUUCAUAACUGAUUCUUGAACAUUAUUCUCAAGAAUCUGCUCAUAUUGAGUGGAAUCCAUGCAUCCGUCAACUUUAACAAGAUUUCCAGUUCCGGCAUUGGCCAUGCAGCCCCAAAGCAUGAUGGAACCUCCACCAAAUUUUACAGUGGGUAGCAAGUGUUUUUCUUGGAACGCUGUGUUUUUUUGCCGCCAUGCAUAACGCCUUUUUCUAUGACCAAACAACUCAAUAUUUGUUUCAUCAGUCCACAGGAUCUUAUUCCAAAAUGAAGCUGGCUUGUCCAAAUGUGCUUUUGCAGACCUCAAGCGACUCUGUCUGUGGCGUGCUUGCAGAAAAGGCUUCGGUCACAUCACUCUCCCAAACAGCUUCUCCUUGUGCAAAGUGUGCUGAAUUGUUGAACGAUGCACAGUGACACCAUCUGCAGCAAGAUGAUGCUGCAGGUCUUUGGAGGUGGUCUGUGGGAUGUCCUUCACUGUUCUCACCAUUCGUCUUCUCUGCCUCUCUGAUAUUUUUCUUGGCCUGCCACUUCUGGGCUUAACAAGAACUGUCCCUGUGGUCUUACUAUGUUCCUCACAGUGGAAACUGACACUUUAAAUCUCUGAGAUAACUUUUUGUAUCCUUCUCCUGAACAACUACGUUGAACAAUCUUUGUUUUCAGAUCAUUUGAGAGUUGUUUUGAGGUGCACUCUCAGAGGAGAUUCAGAUUGAAGAGCAACUUGCAACUGGUCACCUUAAAUACCUUUUCUCAUGAUUAGAUACACCUGGCUAAGAAGUUACCAAACCAAUUUUGUGUUUUAGUAAAUCAGUGAAAAGUAGUUAGGAGUAUUCAAAUCAAUAAAAUGAUUGGGGUACCCAAAUUUUUUGCACCUCUCAAAUUUUGUUUUAAUGUACAGUAUAUAACACAUUUUCUGUUAGACCAAUAAACCUCAUUUCAAUACUGAAAAAUAAUUGGUCUCCUCUGACUUUCGCUGUGCUGCUCCAGCCAUCUGCAGAAAUACAACACUGGGUCAGAACCAACCAAUCAGAGCCAGGAGGAGGGGCUUAGAUCUGUCAAUCACUCUCAUGUUCACACUGCUCACACUUUCCCUCUUGCACCCGAUGGAGUCUGCUAUGAAUGCUAUUUAGCGCUACUGAUUACGGCAGUAAGUUGUUUCUCCACCAUUAUCACAUUGAACAUUGUGAACAUAAAACUGGUUCUCAGUACUAAGACCUUCCUCCUGGCUCUGAUUGGUCCUUUCAGACCAAAUGGUGCAUUUCUAAAUGACACUAGGACCGCAGGGAGCAGGCAGAGGAGUUUAGAUUUUUUUUCACAGAUUAUCUGUCUCAUACUGUCACAACAUGGUGACACUUCUAACAAAUAUUUAAAAGACAUUUAUAAAACUUACAUACUGUAGCUUUUAUAAUGCUGAUAAGUGCUUAAUGAGUUGGUAUUGGAUACUAAAGCUAACGGUUAGUCAAGCAUUGGCUCAUCCUGAGAUAGCCUAAGUCUCAAAAAUAUAGUUUUUCAUUCAUUAUAAACCUUUAAAACUUCAGAGUAAUAAUUUAACUAUCAAUAACAUAGAGUACACCUAAUCUGCCAUGUGACUUUUACUUUGCUUUUUUAAUAGUCAAUUGAACUGGUAUUGAUUUACAUGUUCUUUACUCAGUCUGAUUCACCCUGGAAGAUAAGAGGUGGUGCACUUCUUCCUACCUCAGUAUCCUGUGUAAAUAAUCAGCAUGUUCAUAGUAAAUAAUAGACUGAUGCAAAUAUAAGUUUCAUAGUGCUCACUUCUAUGACAUGUGAAGACAGUAGAUAUCCUGUCAUCAGAACCAAGUAACCUGGACUGAUAGUAAAUGAAAACAGCAAGAGAGUUAGCUAUGGCACAUAAAAUAGUUCUGGCUCACUGUCUUCUACCAGGACUUCACCAGAGUUUGGGUAAGAUGUAAGAUGUUUUGACUGCCUCUGUGUGCUAAUGUCAAGUUAGAGCAGGACUCGCAUCAAAGCGCAGUGCUGUUAUGUUAAACAUGUCAAGUCUCAGAAAUGGUAUAGUCAUGCUAACUAUUCAUAACCUGUCCACACAACACUUAGAUAAACAGUUGAAUGUUCUAUUUAACUCCAUCCAGACUUCAACUUCAUCAGAGCCAUCAAAGGAUUCAAAUCAUUGAGAUCAAAACAUUCUGCCUCUCUAUUGCCUCAUCUCCACUGUGCUCAGUGUUCUGUAUGGAACAGUUUGAUGUCUGUUUUCAUUAUAAAAGCAUCCCCGUACCCCACCAUGUACAACGGUACAGUACAGUACAGGGUGGAGCUGCCAGCUUCACAUAUCACAGUCCAUUUACUGGAGGACAAGAAAACUAUCACUGCUUCCAACAAUCACGAGACGUACUACUGAGUCACAUUUGCCAUUGCACAAUUCUGAUUCAAUAUUAGGCAUUUGGGUUUAAGUCUACCUGCCCAUUGAGGGUCUAAUUGGUGAAAAUGCUGUUCUGAAUACGCCGGACCAUGAAACAGCAUAACAAACUACACCGACCCAGGGCAUACCACUUAGUGGAGACGAGGUGGUUCUGUCUAGUCAACAAUCUGCUGUUGUUGAUUGUUCAGAGAUGGCUUUCAUUUGUCUGUGUGAACAGAAUACCUGUAAACAAGUUUACAUCAAGAAUAAGAAAGAAAAAAAGAAAACACGCCAGUGUUCAUCUCUACACCACACCUCCAGCUCCUCCACACUGUUUGCUGAUGUUUGUUGUUUUGCCUUCGGGCCUGAGCCGUUUGAGAUUUGUGGUGUCCUGCUUUCUUUCAUUCAUGAAGUCUUCAUAAAUGUAUUUUUAAAUAAGUUCUUUCCAAAGUAUCAACCCAGCUCGCUAUGCUAAUGUCGCCACCUGUCUUUGCUUAAGAAGUUGAGCUGGCAGCCUUUAUGUCUGCAGAGUAGUUGCUCUGUAAAACUCCACCUGUGAAUAUAGAAUGUCCAUUCACUAGUUCAGAACCGUUUGGUUCCUCUUGACAUCAGCGCUCAGUUGUGACAUUAAUUCAGGGUUCCAAUGCAGUCUGGAAUUUUAGUUCACCAAUUUCCAGAAGUAUGGCAAAAGAGAAUAUGGAAAAAUAUUUGUAUGUCUAAGCUCUUGUAUUGUUUGUUCUGACAUUGGUCUUAUUUUUGUCUAUUCUUCCAUUUCUUACUCCAUUAUGACUCUUCGUGGUUCAUCCCAUUGUUGUUCUUUGUGCUCUUACUUCUUUCACCCUUUGUCUUUCUUUUCAUCCUUGCAUCCUACUUCCAGUACUCUAUAAACAUCCACCAAAAAUUCAUAAACUUUACUAUUUCCUAUUUUAAAAUGAGCAGAAAGGAUUGUGAUCAGGGCUGGCCCAAGGCAAAGCAAACUAAGCAGCUGCUUAGGGCCCCAUGGGGGCUACAAAAAAUCCUAUAUUAUACAUGCAUAGGAUAUAAUGUAAACAGCACCAUCAGGGACGCAAUAAGUUUAUAGCAGGUGUGUGAACGAUCUAAUAUUCUAACUGUUGAUUCCAGAAAUCUACAUUGUUAGCCAAAAUAGAGGGCCCCAAAACCAAAUUUUGCUUAGGGCCCCAUGGAGGCUUGGGCCGGCCCUGAUUGUGAAGUUAAGGCUGAAAAAGAAUGGAGACUUUCCAUGAGAAGUUUUGGAACCUGCCUCUUUUCAGAACCUCAGUUUGAGUUAUGCUGAUAUAUUCUGUUCUGUUGUUUGGCCUUAAAACAGUUUUCUGGUACUGAUGUUCCUGUUUGAUGUUCUUUUUUGCCACAUAAUGCCUUAUCACAACACAAUGGAUGGUUAUGUGAUGUCAUGUUUGUAUUAUAGGAACACAAGUGCACAUGCAUGCACACAUUGCCACACACUCACUCAAGCAGUACGAAGUAGCAGUAUGAAAGACGGAGGAAACAGCUGAUGACGUAAUCGAGCCCAUCAGAGUGUUUGUAGUCGGGUUUUCCGCCUGUGCAGAACAUAAAUAUUGGUGGUCAUGUGACUGUUUCCUUCCCACCUGUCUUAACAUUAACUCUUGUCAAAUAGUUUGCCUCACAUCAUUUGACGUGGAGUUGAAUCAUAUUUGAUAAUGUUCAUGUUGCUUGCUUGUAUUACAGAUUGCAAGAAAAAGAGAAGUUUAGAGAAAUAACGUGAGGUGUUUUAAACAACCACUUAUACUGAAAUAAACUGGCUGAAAACUAAAUAUUUGUCCAGUAGUCUGAAGGUACCAGAGCUGAGAUGUUGACUUUUUCCCCCCUCUUAAAUCCUUUCUGCAUCAGUGAGAAACUACUCCACUGAUUCUGACCAUCAGCCAGCAAAAUAUAGACUGUAAACAAUAUUAAACUUUCUGUUUAGGCUGCCUAUUCCCUUUGUUUCAGCAAUGCAUUAGCAUUUACUAAUUUAGGCUAAAAUAAUGUUAUUUUUCAUCAUUCUGAGCUGUUAAAAAAUAAAUAAGUUUGAACAUAGAA